Molecule: messenger RNA, 13870 nt
Organism: Toxorhynchites rutilus septentrionalis
Lineage: Eukaryota; Metazoa; Arthropoda; Insecta; Diptera; Culicidae
Gene: Helz
Product: probable helicase with zinc finger domain
Exons: 5
Coding region: 513-6998 (2161 amino acids)
Biological process (GO): regulatory ncRNA-mediated post-transcriptional gene silencing
Cellular component (GO): cytosol; P granule
Molecular function (GO): protein binding; helicase activity; metal ion binding
Source: RefSeq, a predicted model, not a curated record
CUUGUAUCUCUCUCUGUAUCUCUUUUCUGGUUGCGAGUCGUCCAUUGUGUCAAAAGUGUAAAAAACGACAUCUUUUCAUUUUCGCGUAGAACAUCGAUGGUCAAAAUGAUAUUUUGUCGAGAAAAUCGGCAUUUCAUUUACUUUUUAAUAGGAAUUGCAUAAAGGCUGGAAUCAUUUGUAGUUAUUGAACUGUGCCAUCUAAAAGUGAUUUGAUUUAAAACAAGCGACCGACCGGAUUCAAUUUCUCAAGUUGAAAUAAGACACCGUGUGAGUUUCAAGGAAUAGUGAAUAUCAGUUUAGAUAUAUUUUGAGUAAAUGACGAAAAAUCGUAUCGUUUCGCAAAGAUCUCGAGAUAAAUGAACUAGCUCAGUAGAACAAUCAGUGGGAUCUUCCAAAUCCUUAAAUGAGUGUAAAGCACGUAGCACUGGACCAUAUAGGAUAUCAACACCGCCGUCGUCCUCGGGUAUAUCAAUGCGAGGACGAACAGCAGCUACAGCUGGUGGAAUUAUACAAUGACCGAGAAUCAAGCCAAUGAGCAUCUUCGAAAUCAGCAGUGGCAGAAGGCGAAAGAUAUCUACGACCAACUAUUGCACGCGUCCUCUAGCAACUACAAACUUUCUAAAGAACGCACUAUAGCAUGCUUGUACGGUCGAACUGAAUGCUGUUUAGAGUUGAAGAAAUAUGACAACGUUGCCCAAGACUGCCGUCAGUUGCUGAAGCUUCUAAGUGCUAGUGAUGCAGGUACCAGUCGUGCGACGGGUUCCACCAGUCCAAUACCAUCAUCAGCGUCUUCUACUUCUUCAACAACAUCUAAUUCGUCUACACAGAAUGGCCCAACCGCAACAACAGAAUCUAAAGUACGGAAGCGUCUAAUCCAUUCACUAUAUAAGCAACAGAAAUAUGCCGAAGCGGAGGUCAUCCUUCAGGAGUGGGCUACAUGUCACAAACAACAUCAGGACAUCAAUCGUUAUCUGGAAAGAUUACGGUCCGUAUUGAAAAUGGCGUCGGCAAAUUCCUCUCCAACAACAGUUCUUGUCGGCGCAGAUCAAGUGUCAACUCCGGUUGAUUCAACAGCGAUGUCCACAUCAUCGUCGGCAUCAUCUGAUUCUUCAGUUGAUCCGUCUUCGACACCGACGUCGACCGUUUCCUCCCUGUCAUCUCUAAACGAGGAAUACGAGCAGAUUGAGGCCAAACUGGAAAACUUGAUUAUCAACAAUCUCCCUCCAGAUCGGUAUACUAAACAGUUGAACCAAAUCGAAAAUAAUCUGCGAGCGAAUGCUGACUACCAUAAUAAUCACAUCGGUAAAAAUGGUAAUGCGAAUAACGUCGUUCCAAACCAAUCGAAUGAUGACCAAUCAGUUGAAAAAGAAUCAAUUUCAAACGGUAGCAACACAUCAGUUAACGGGAAUGAAGACAGCAAAGAUAGUUCAGUGAACAUAACCAGUAGCAGCGAAAUACCGAGCGGAGACUCGGCUUCUGCAAACACUCAUUCGACUGCAGCUGUAGCGACAUCAUCAUCGGCUUCGAGCUCGACAAGCAAUCCCAAUAUUAACAAUUUCCAGAAGCAACUUGACAAAAUCAGCAACAUCAGCUGUGUUUAUUGUACAAUGGUUUUCGCCGACCGUUCGGAACUAAGAGCUCAUUGUCAGACGGAAAGUCAUCAAAAUAUUAUCAUGUCCGAUGAAGGCCGUGACUGGAAAUGGCGUCCUCCACCCCGCGGAUUCAUUGCCGAAUCAUACACAUUGUGUGAGAAAUUCGUUGACAACCAAGCCUGCCAUUAUGGAAAUCAAUGUGUUGAAGCCCACGGCACAGACGAGCUGAACGAAUGGAAGGAACGCUUCGAGUAUCGUAAGAAAAAAUUGCAACGAGCGCGGGAUAAAGAGUUGUAUGGAAAAAGUUACACCGAACAACUGCUCGAACGGUGGGUUCUGGCACCAAGUCCAGAUAAGGUGAUGAAGGAAAAGAUCGAAGGUGUGGAAGAAUCGUUCUCGCAAGAUCUGGUAACAACGGUAAGCUCGAAAGUCAGCAAACGUGAGUGGACCUUUGUACUGAAGACCCGGAAGCUACUGAAGGCUGUAGCGCUGCUACAAGAUGCGCAUCGCAAUCAUUUUACAAUCAAGCAAAUAUUUCCGGGUGAACCGCGAAGUGGAAGCAUUGGCAAGAAGCUUAGCCAAACAGCUGUUGGCAACAAGGUAGUGGAAGCCGAGCUAACUUCUGACCAGGAAUGGGUCGCACCGUCGGACGCAAAGCAUGAUGUAAUGUACGAAACGAGUCCUCUCCUAGAACACAGAGUGAAGGUCGUUUUCAAUACCGAUAUUUAUGGCACGUUUCGUCAGGCGGUUGUUUUUGAUUUUGGCAGUGAACCCGUGUUGGUUAAACACCUAUGCGUAGACGUGGUCCCAGUAACGGAGGCAGAUAAAAUUCAGGAAAUCCGGAAGGAUGUAGUGAUGUCCACUUCGGAGCGAUGGGAUGAGACCAACUCGGAAAUAGUGGAUUUCACGACGACCAUCAUCCCACACAUGCAAACGCCGGCUUACGCUGCCGACGCGGAACGGGAGAAAGAUCUUCUGCUGAGAUACCCUUUGCCAAAAGCGUCCUCAUUCGUCCUGACACAGUCAACUAUCACCGAAAAGAAACUAACGAAAAAUAAUUACCGCAACCGCAUUCACGAGCUUCUCUAUGUGGAAGAAAUUGCUCGUUAUGAACAAAUCGCACGCUAUAAUCUUCAAACGAAACUAACGAUUGCAACAAAUUAUCUGUUGACACCAAGUGGCAUGGCCACCAGCACGGCCAAAUAUUCUCAUUCGGGUGAACUGUUUGCUCUGAUGAAACUGGGGAAGGAUGUUUCGGAGGACACAUCUGCGGGUCGAUUAAUUCUAAACAAUUGUCAGGCAGUGUUCAUCGCUUCCCGAGAACCAAUUCCACCUGGCGAGAAACGAAAAGUCUACGAGGCUGUCAUUGAGGACAAAGGAAAAAACAUGAUAUAUCUAAAGGUUUCGGCAAAAGCGGUUGCCGGACUAGGUUUGAAGCCAGAAACAGAGUUCACCGCAGAUAUUCAGUUUCAACCGAAUCGAUUGACGUAUUGCGAGUGGCAUCACGCAAUCGACAAAAUUGCGGACUUCAGAAUAAUAUUCCCAGAUAUUUACCUUGAGCCCAGCAUUCCGUGGACACCUCAACGUCAGUGGGACGCAUCGCUUGAUCCGAAACUAAACUCAAAACAGAAAGAAGCAGUCGUAGCGGUUACGACACCGGUUAACAUUGCCCUCCCUCCAAUUUUGCUGAUCGGACCAUUCGGCACAGGCAAAACGUAUACCUUAGCUCAGGCUAUCAAACAGCUGUUGCUGCAAUCUGAUACGAAAAUUCUCAUCUGUACGCAUUCAAAUUCGGCAGCUGAUUUGUACAUUAAAGAUUACCUCCAUCCAUGGGUGGAGGAAGGCAUGGAAGAAGCGAAGCCUCUGAGAGUUUACUACCACAAACGAUGGGUUGCUACGGUCAACAGCAUUGUGCAAAAGUAUUGCCUGAUUGACCUGAACAUAAAUGUGCGCAAUUUCCGUCGACCAACCGUAGAGGACAUCCUAAGACAUCGUAUUGUGGUAGUCACGCUCAACAUUUCGAUGGAACUGGCAUCUCUUGAUCUUCCCAAGGGUCACUUCACUCACAUUUUUCUAGACGAAGCUGCACAAGCAAUGGAAUGCGAGGCGAUUAUGCCACUGGCACUGGCGACCGACAAAACACGAAUCGUGCUUGCCGGUGAUCAUAUGCAGAUGUCUCCGGAGCUAUUCUCAAAUUUUGCAAAAGAAAGGAAACUUCACAUCUCGCUGCUCGAGCGAUUGUACGAUCACUAUCCUAAUGAUUUUCCGUGUAAAAUUCUACUGUGUGAAAACUACCGUGCGCAUGAGGCGAUCAUCAAAUUUACUUCGGAGCUGUUCUACGAACAGAAGCUCAUCGCCUCCGGUAAGCAGCCAAGACACGAAAAAUUCUAUCCGCUGACGUUUUUCACAACGAGAGGAGAAGAUGUUCAAGAUAAGAAUUCAACGGCUUUCUACAAUAAUUCGGAGGUGUACGAGGUGGUCGAAAGAGUGUGUGAAUUGCGAAAGAAGUGGCCCAGCUCGUGGGGGAAGAUAAAUGAUCAGAGCAUAGGAAUCAUGACACCGUAUGCCGAUCAAGUUUUUCGGAUUCGAUCGGAACUCAGAAAGCGGAGAAUGGGUGGAAUCAGUGUGGAAAGAGUGCUCAACGUACAAGGUAAACAGUUUCGAGCGAUUUUCCUCUCAACGGUUAGAACAAGAAGAACAUGUAAUGCGAAUGCGAACGAGAAUAACAAUUCAUCCGAGGAUGUCGAUUAUGGUUUCUUGAGCAACUCUAAGCUGCUCAAUACCGCUAUAACACGCGCUCAAAGUUUGGUUGCUGUCGUCGGUGAUCCGGUAGCACUUUGUUCGAUUGGGCGUUGCAGAAAAGUAUGGGAGCGGUUUAUAGAAAUUUGCUAUCAAAAUAAAAGUUUGUUCGGGAUAACCUGGUCCUUGCUAAGGUCACAACUUGACGGAGUGGAGUUGAAGAAGACCUAUGUUCUGAACCCGUUGGCUCCCGAGUUUAUACCGCGUGCUUUACAAGCCGAGGCAUACCUGAGGGAUCAGGCUAUAACUGCUACAGGACAGUUUCAUCAACAGCCGCCACAUCAUGCACAACAUCCGAACAAUUAUCAUCAUCAAGUGAAUCAAAAUUUUACCGGGGGACCUGCUAUUGCGGCAAGUGGAAUGAUACGUCCAAUGGUUCCACAACAACCUAUGCAGCAGUCACAACCACCUUUCAUAAGUCAUGGUCCUGGAGGACACGCAGGUCAUCCGCCCCUCCCGCAACCGACGCCACAACAGUUCUCUUACCAGAAUCCAAUGUUUUUCUAUCAACAACAACAACAGCAGCAGCAACAGCAACAACAACAGCAACAGCAGCAACAACCUCCACCACCACAACAGCAACCCCAGCAAGCUAUUCGUGGGCCUCCUCCUCAUCCAAAUGCACUUGGGCCACCUGUUCCACCGAAUAUCCCACAGGCAGGACCUGCUGCCUUCCAGCAGAACAAUCCGGCCAAUCUCUGGGGUGCCUCUGGAUCAGCUGGUCAUUUUCCUAUGGUAACGUCUCCUGGUGGAAGGAACACACCUCCUGGAUGGCGCCUUCCUCAGAAAAAUCAAGCGCCACAAAUUCGUCCACAAAUGUCUCAACAUCAACAUAUACCAUUACCAAUGAAUGGGAGACCGCUGAUUCCACCACCAAUGAGAAGUCCAGUAUCCCAGCAACAGCAACAACAACAACAGCAGCAGCUCCCUUCUGUUCCACAAAUGCCUUACUACCAGCAACAGAACAAAGCUCUUCAAAGUUAUGGUCCCUUUCCACACCACUCCCAACAACAUCCUCCAACACUUAACCAUCACCAGCAACAAAAUCAGCCCCACCAACUGCAUCAAAAUCAUAUUCGUCCCAUCCUUGGAGGUCCUAUCAGUCCAAGUUCAUACCAACAACAACAGCAACAGCAACAACAACAACAACAAGCUCAGCAACAGCAACAACAGCAGCAACAGUCGCUAUUUUCUCAGCAAGAUCCAUACUUGUCAAAUUUGUCGAAUGAUUUGAUGGCCUCAAUCACAGCAAGAGCCAACCAGAUGCAGCUUCCUCCAACGCAUCCACAGUCGACAAUUUUGCAUCAGCAGAAUCAAAAGCUAGCCCCCCUUCGGGUAGACGAACGACAUGCGCUCGACAAAGAUAUCCAGUUUCUGCAGAAUGUUCAUUUCCCGGAAAAAAUCGGCCAGGCUCCAACUCAGUCAACUCCCUUGCAGCAGCAGCAACAGCAGCCUCAGCAACACCAUCAUUCCAACACAGCUGCCACCACAACCGACUUCAACCAUUUACUGCCGCCGAAUAUGAGCUUUCUCGAUGUGGCUCUACAGUCGAAAGAAUUCCAAUACCUUUGGUUUAUCAAACUUGUUGAAACACAGGGUCUUGAAGCCGCAAACAAGUUUACCGACAUUCUUAGACAGGUUCCGACGGUGGCACCUUCGAGCGCGCAUCACCCACAGCAACAACAGAAAAAACUAAACCCGGUUCUGCCAUCCCAAGCUGAUAUCAUAUUGGAUAAUAUACUGAAUCCCAGUAAGGAUUUGCUCGGAACAUCUAACUUGCAGCAUCCGCCAAUCAUGCAUCCACAGCAAAACCCCGUGCCUGGAAUUCCCAACGGUAGCUCGCUGCUCGGACCGAACAGUGGCAAAAGUCUGCUAGAAAAUGUUGAUCUUUUCGGGAAUCUGUCAUCCUCCCUACAGACGGAAAUACCACUCAUCAGUUCGAAUGUUGCGUGCCCGUCUGCCCAGCAGUCGGUGCCACUGUAUCGCCGUCAAGCCGGACAGAACUACCAAAACAGUACCGCAUCGUCAUCUAAUGCCCAAUCGGUAGCAUCAUCCACUCCGGACCUGCUAGAUAAUCAUCUCCAGCAGUCACUAUUCGACUCUCUAGAGAACAAAAUGCACUCGAGCAGUAUUAUGUUGUUUGGAAAUCAAACCCAGAGCCAACUUACCGGAGAGCAAAUAAGUGGCUUUCAAGGGUUUACCUCUAUCCAUAAUAUAGCCGCUGGUUUGAUGCAUCAACAGCACAACCUUAACAAUCGUGAAUUCUUGCAUCAUCUGCAGCAGCAGCAACAGCAGCAACAACAGCAGCAGCAUCAGCAGCAUCAGCAGCACCAGCACCAGCACCAGCAACAGCAACAUCUGAACGAUAGUCGUAAUUCAACGGCUAGCAGCGUGGAAGAGAUGCUGAGCCGUCAAAAUCAAACUUACGCCAGUGUGCUCAGUCAGGGAGGCGGGUUUGCCCAGUCCAACAAACAGCUUGACCCAUCGAAAGAUGACGCUGGAAGUGGGGCCGAUGGCAGCGCCGGGUCUGCCAACAUUGGGGAUCCGUUUGCCAAUCUCCGGGAUCUAGGCAGGAAGAGUAAUGGCUUCUACAACUACUUUCAGUAAACACAGAGCAAACACGGGCGGGAUGGGAUGAGUUUAUUUUGUGUGCGGUUUAAACAUGGUGAUAACUAUUCUCUGUAAAACAGUCUAUACAAUAUAUGAGUAUAUAUGGAUCGGAUUGGUGGAAACAUCCCGAGAGUGCGAAAGCGAGAGAGAGAGAUAAAAUAACUGGCGUUGAAUUGGGGAGGUAAUCAUCAGAAAUAAGUGCAUUUGAGGUCAAAUGAUGGUAAUUUUAAUUCUUUGUAUCAUUUGUAUUGGAAAUAUGUAUUAUUCAAAUUGUCCCAUUCUAGCAAAAUUUAGGAUUGUAUCUCUCUGAACUGUAAUAAUACUAUGAAAACACGAAGCGCUAUGACUUCUCUGUCAAUCUUUCGAUUUUGUUUUUUUUUCGAACAUGAUCGUUUGACUAUAUAGCACACAUCAUUUGUGAUGAUUUCCCCUUCAUUUCAAUUUUUAUAGUAUAAUUUUAAUCUAUUGAGUAAAAUAGGAGGGGAUUGGUAAACAUCAAAGUGAAGGUUGAUGGUUUACGGAAGAGUAAAGUAUAAAUUGAUAGAAGAAAAAGAAAAAGAGAAAAUUAACAAAAAAAAAAUGAAAAAGAACAUUAAAAAUCCAAAAAGUUAUGUCUACUUAUAUUUAUCUAAACACUUAUAUAACACAGUACUAUUAAUAAUUUAUAAAAAUAAAAUGAAAAAGGAGAACAAAAUCCACAAAAAAUUCAAACUAUAUUAUAUUACAUUGGUUGGAAUAGAAAACCAACUCAAACAUUAGUAAUCUAAUCUUGCUUUAGUCUCCGAUACUUAGCCAAUCAUACGAAUAUUCGGUCUUUUUUCGCGUACUAAAUAAUUUGAUUUUCCUUUUUAUCCAAGAUGUGGUUUCGAAAAUGUGAGCAGCUCACCUCUCGCCCCGGUUUUAACAACAAUUGUAUGUUUUCUUUAUGAUUGGUUCAAAACAAACAAAACCGACAGUGAUAUAAUUGUAACGAAUCUUUUCGAGUGUCAAUAAAGAAGGAGACACCGUUUUCACCUAAAAUUAUUUCCGGCCCUUAGGGCCUACGAUGAAAGGCUACACUUAAUGACGCGAAACAAAUUUGGUUAUUGAACUUAUUAUUUCUGCUGCAUCCAGUAUUCAGAGAUGUCAACUGUUUUUCAUUUUUGUUUUUUUUUUCAAAUUGAAUGAAACUAAUCUAAAAAAAGCUCUCAUUUUUUAUAAUACUUUGCAGAUAAUGAACAUAUGAAGAAAAAAAAACAAAAAAAAUAAACAUAAAGAGUAGAAAAAUAUAAAUGUGAACAUAAUAGCAAUUACUGAUGAUUAGCUUGCUUGGAUUCCUUAAUGUUUGUUACAUGGUUGCAAAGACACGACUUGGUGGAAUAAAAUAUUAUAAUUGAGGGCCUUAGAAUGCAAGGGGUGUAAGUGACUUGAUCGAUUUCUCUUCAUCAAGUUUUUCUUUAGUUAAUAACUCAACUGCAAAAAAGUUCCAAUUUAAGUUCGCUAUAGAAUCCGAUAGAUGAGGUUCUGAACUAUCUUCCACAUUGUCAAAUACAACUGGGAAUGUAUUUGCAGCUAAGUUAUGACCAGAAGAGAGAGUCGAUGUAGAGAAAUCGAUCAAAUCACUUACACCCCUUUCAUUCUAAGCCCCUCAAUUACAAGCCAACAUUUAAAGAUGCAUCAUCACAGCGGGUCAGGCAAACCACCAGUUUAGACAUAAAAAUCGUUCCUUCUUUGGUUAUAUUAGCACAUAAAAUGUUUUGUGUUAUAUUUUGCACUCAAGAAUUUGACUAUCUUGGAAGAAAAAAAAUCAAUACAACUGCACAUUAUGCGUGCAGACUGAGGAUUCGAGGCCACUUCUUCAACAUCAGCAUUAUCAACGUCCACAGAACGAGAACGUUUCUACAUGUGUGCAGAACCUACUGGAACUUGCCGGCGAUAAAAAUCAUUUAUUGAUUGUUGGGGAUUCCAAUCUUUCUCACUUACGUUGGAUGUAUGAUGAGGGCAUUAACUCUUUGUUGCCGGUUAAUGUUUCUUCCGAGCAGGAGAUUACCUUAAUAGAAUCGGUUGUAGGCUGCACUCUCUAUCAGAUUGAUGAUCUGACAAACGUAUAUGAGAGGCUACUUGAUUUGGUGUUCAAUGAGAACAAGAAUGUCGAUUUGUUCGAGCCAUCGUUGCCAAUGCUCAACAUCGAACCUCAUCAUAAACCCUUCGUUUUAAAACUCGAAUCCACUAGUGUAAGUGCCAACUUGAACAUUUUGAUUUUCAUCAAUAUGAUUUUGCGUCGCUUGAUUCAAUGAUCUUCGCUGUUCAUUGGGACGAAUGUCUGAACGGAUGCACUAUCGAUGAGGCUGUCUCAAAUUUUUAUCAACGAGUGCUUUCAAUAGUCCUUGAUGUCGUUCCAUUAAAGAAACGACGCUAAUGCGGUGGAAAGAGACACCCUUUGUAGAACAACGAGUUGUAUCUACGGAAUCGUCUUCGCAAAGUUAGAAAACGUUAUCUUCGAUCGAGAAGUGAACUGCGUAAAGUUGAGCUGGGUGACUUAGAGAGCGAGUACAACUCUUUGCAUGCGCGAUGCUUUAGGAGCUAUAUUCAUCGCACAGAAGAAAGUAUAAAACAGAAUCCCAAAUCGUUCUGGUCCUACGUGAGGAAUCAAAAUAGAAGAGUUCCCCGGCAUGUAUUCUACAAUGGAAUUGCAGCCGAAACUCCACUCGACUCAGCAAACUUGUUCUCGUCUUUCUAAGUAAUAACCGAUCACCUUCGUCUGAAGCGUACCCGAACAGUUUGCCUUGAUAUGAAUUGAGCGUGGCGCCUUUCAAGAUUUCUGCCGAUGGUGUGCUGAACAAACUGAAACACUGAAAGAUGUUACCAAAGGCGCGGGACCAGAUCGCCUACCUCCGCUAUUUAUGAAAAACUGUGCGGACUCAAUUAUCAUUCCCGCUAUCAUCCUCUUCAAUCGUACCUUGAAAGAGGGUAUUUUCACAAAAUUUUGGAAAACUGUUGCUGUCACUCCGAUGCACAAUACAUAUAUGGCAGUAUACAUAACUUCCAUUUAUGGAGGAUCAUGGACGAACACGACGUUCCACGAGAGCUGAGAUAACUGGUUCAGGCUACGAUGAACGGAGUGCGGGGUAGUGUGCCGAUCUCAGGCGAUCUGUCGGAAUCGUAUGAGACUUCAACAAGGCGAUGAACGGUCCUGUCUGUGGCGCUGGAAGGUGUUAUGCAGAAGGCGGGUUUUAACAUGACGAUCUGUCGGAAUCGUAUGAGGCUCACAGGGGACUUCGACAAGGCGAUGGACUCUCCUAUCUGCUCUUCACUGUGGCGUUGGCGUCUGGCAAACUGUUAUGCGGACUUCAAUGCGUCUAGUAAAUUUAUCUGCUUCACCGACGACGUGGACAUAAUCGGAGGAACACAUGCGACGGUAUAGGACUUGUAUACCCGACUGAAACACGAAGCAGGAUUGAUUGGGCUCGUGAUCAAUGCGUCUAAGACUAAACACAUGCUAGCAGGAGGGACUAAUCGCAACAGAAUUCUUCUUGGUAAUAGUGUUGUGAUCGACGGCAACGAGCUCGAGAUGAUCGAGGAAUUUAUCUACAUUGGCUCGUUGAUAAUAACUGACAGAAACAACGGCUGUGGAAUUGGAAGACGCAUAGUCAAUGGAUUUGCCCUACUAUGGGCUCCGCAAAUCUUUAAGGUCCAACAAACUCCGACCCCGUACGAAGUGUACUAUAUUGAAAUCCCUGAUUCUACUGAUUGUUCUCUGUGGGCACGAAUCAUAGACGAUGCUCGAGAAGGACUCAAAAGACAGCAGGACAGCAUUUGGUGUUUUCGAACGCCGAGUGCUCAGAACAAUAUACAGCGGUGUACAGAAAAACGGAGUAUGGAGAAGGAGAAUGAACCACAAAUCAGCGCAAUUCUACGGCGAACCCAGCAUCCAGAAAGUUGCCAAGGCUGGACGAGUUAGAUGGGUAAGGCAUGUUGCAAGAUUGCCGGAGAGCAGUAAUACAAAGAUGGUGUUCACAUCGAAUCCGGUGGAAACAAGAAUAAGAAGAGGCCAGCGUGUGAUGUGGUUAGAUCAGGUGGAGCAGGACUUGACAAAAAUCGGUGCGGUUGAGAGUUGGAAAACUGCAGCAACGGACCGAGUUCAUUGACGGAACAAUGUUGUGAAUAAGAUCCAAUCUCUUCAUGGGAUGUAGCAUCAUUGUAAAUAAAUAAAUAACGCAUUAUGCGAAGAAUUGAAUUUAAAGACUGAAUUUGAUAGAAAAUCUUCUAUACAUACCUAUAACAAUACAGCUACGCAUCUUUUCCAAGGGCAAAACAACAUUGUGAGAUUGUUUGCUUCAUUUAAACGAUGUCGAUUCUCUUCAAAUUGAAUUCAUUAGAUGAGUUUAUUGAACCCUUAUUCCUUUGGUAUUGGAAUUCGAAAAUAUGAGAAACUAGUAUUUGCCAUACCGUGAUCAAACAAUAAGGAAAACAAAUAAAUGGUCACAUGUAGAAAUUAACAUCUAUCAACAAAUUAUACUGUAACACAGAAAAAAACAAAUAAAAACCAACAAAAAAAACACAAAAACUUUAAAAAAUUCAAAAAACUAUUAUUGAUGAGUAUUAGCGAUUAAUGUAAUUGUAUAUGGAUAAGAUUAAAAAUAUAUAUUAGAUACAACAUAAAUAAAAAUUAAACAAGAAGAUGCAAAACGUAUAUUUCAAAUAAAAAUCUGAAAAAAAGUCAUAUGAACAUACUUUUACGGGACAAAAAGGAAAACAAACUCUUAAAGAGAAGUACGAAUGAAACAUUAUUGUGUUAAUGUGACCACUUUUACAGAGGCAGUCUCGAUACAAAUAUUAUCAUUGAAGCACCCGAGCGAAAUGUAGUAUUUAAAACCAAACUGAUUAAGGAUUUCCUUCUGAGUCUCUGAUAUUGCCUGAUAUUUCCAAGCAGUUAAAGAAAAAUAUGCACUAUUCACAUACUUUUAAUAGUGUGCUACAAUUUCUGCUGCUAUUAUGGAGCUCUGGUAUAUGAAUUUAUGACCCAUGAGUUGUGGAAUUACUUCUAGCUGUUGUCCAAUUUUUCGGACACCUCGUUCUCUCCAUGAACACUUUCUUGGCCCGUCAGACCUAUCCGACUUGGCUUGGCAGACAAUAUUUUAUUGACCAAAUUGUAGCUCUCCUAGUUAGUGUUUUUGGAUGAUAAACUUCGUGCAAAGUCUUAUGGUGCAUAUAAGAAAAAGCUUCCAAUUUCAUUCUAAAGAAAAAAUAUUAACGUUCAAAUAAGUGUAAUGAAAAGAAUUUCUUCAACGAGUAAUGUUGAGAGUUUCGGAAAAGCAUCCAAGUCCUAACAAAAAUGACACAAAAAUAAUACGUUACGUUGAAAGAUUCGACUCAGAAGGGAAAACUCCUAAAUACCCAGCCCCAGGCAAAUUAUGCUAUUAUUUCGAGUUACAGUUUUAUUCAAUAGACCAACUUCUCCCAUUGAUAUUGGUUCAGUUUGUCGAAACAUUCAAGUUUCAAUACUGUUUCAUGUCAUUCAGAAAGUGUUUUGCAAGCGCCUCAAGAAUUGAUUAAUAUUGUUCAGACGAUUGUAUGGACUAGUUUACAAGUAAAAAGCUUGGCAAUAAACAAUCAUUUCAAUAGAAUUGUGGUUUCAGCUAGAUCUGGAGACUUGCUGAAACAUUUUCGUCAAACUAAUCGAUACUCAGACUCAGUUUGAAUCUUCUAAUACAAUUGAUCCAAAUCUCCAGUUAUAGCAUGUAUCUAAAAAGGUGAUUUAACACCCUAAAAUUGCUAUUGAAGAACCAAAAUAUGCAAACCAUCUAUAUGAUAAAUAUGUCUAAGUGAACAACCUAUGUUAACACGUCCAGAUGUUGCAUUUACAAAUACUUGUAGAGUAUACAUUUUUCAAUAAGUGAAAUUUAGGAAACAAUUGAUGGCCAAAUAAUAUUAUUUUGAACCUUCAGAAGUAAUUGAACAAAAUUUGGUCAGUUUUUUUAUAUGAUUAAAGGCGAAAAAUCGAAAAUUCUCUCGUGUUGGAAAAUAACAGCGUCUCCAAUGGCAUAUACCGAGAUAUCCUCUCGACACUCUCAAUAUUUUACAAACCUCUCUCCUUUCGAUUAGAUUUGCGCGCCAUCCACUUCCAUUUUCUGUCUGGAGAAGGCCGUCUAUCCGUCCGUGUUGAAUUAUAGGGACUUCAAACUUUUGCAGUUCAUUCGUCUCUCGCCUUGAUGAAGGCCCUUGUGGACAACUUACACUAAAUUCGUCUCCAUGUCUUGAGCAAGAUAAUUCAUUCCCGCUCGACACUCGCUGGCAAACGAUGUUGACUCAACAUAUGUGUGAAAAUUAAGUUUGCUCAUGUGGGUAAAUACUACAACUUUCGAAAUAUAGGACUAUUUAAAGCUUGCUCGAUUUGUUCCCAAUAUUCUUUCUUGAUACCAACCAAAAAUUUGUAUAGAGUUCACUACGAUCUGGACGCCACCACACGACAUACUUCAGAAACAACAUAAAUGGCUUCAAACCCCUUAUACCAACGGCGCUGGUAGAAUAAAAUUUGUUCUUGUUACUUCUCGGGAGUGAGCAGCCUUUUUGUUUGUCAGUACUAACAACAAUAUGAAGCAGUAUUAGAAAAAAUGUAAAAAAUCAAUGGAAGAGUAUAAUUUGAACGAAAACAAACAAAAUCUGUUCAGGUGUAGGCCGAUAAAAAACAGUAAAUUUUUCAUUGAUAAUUGUAUCAUUACACUAUUAGAAAUAAAAAAAAAUUGUUUAAUCGUUUACGAUAAGAGCAGAAGAUAGGGCGUUAGUUUUUUUUAAGUUAUAGUGGUACACAUGAAUUUGUUUGUCACUGAAAAAAUAAACAUUUGUGAAAUUAUUCGAAGCAUAUUUAAAAAAUACAUUACUACACAUCA